AUUUUUCUUGCCCCAUUUUCUAGGAGCCGCCCUGACACGAAUUUGGUGAGCAGCAGCCUAUGCACAGACAUUGGUUCCCAUGAAACUGUUUCCCCAUGCUGUCAAGAUUCCUUCCAUAUCCAGAAAAGAAUGCUGCAGUCUCAGGAAGCCUCUUUUGCCACUGUCUAUUUCUUCAUCCUCAAACCACUCCUCUGCCAGCAGUGGCUCUCAUUUCAUCUUCUUACCUGAAAUCGUCCCUAACCGCCGACUAUUGUCGUUUUUACAGCAAUUCUCUACAAACAUUUUCUGGGUCGCAUCAAUUCAUGCGCAGAUUAUUGUAAAUUCUCUAUCAGCUGACCCUAUUCUGGCCACAAAGCUAGUAAAGGCGUAUGGUGAUUUGGGCUCUCUUGAAUCUGCUCGCAAUGUGUAUGAUCAAUUUACGGACCCAGAAGUAUUUCUUUGCAAUGCUAUGAUGAAUGAGUUUUUGAAAAGGGGGCAGUACUCUAAGGUGGUUGACCUCUUUCUAAUGAUAGGUAUCUUAGAAACAAGAAUUGAUAGUUGCACUUGCACAUUCAUGCUCAAAGCCUGCAGCGCCUUACCAAAUUAUUACGAGACUGGGAUGGAAAUUGUUAGGAGGGGUGUAGGUCGUGGAAUGCAUAAUGAUCGUUUUUUUGGGAGUUCUAUGUUAAAUUUCUUGGUGAAAUAUGAACACCUUGAUUAUGCACAGAUUUUAUUUGAUGAGAUGGAAAAUAAGGAUGUUGUGUGUUGGAAUUCAAUGAUGGGAGGUUAUGUGAAAACCAAUCAGUUUGAUAAGGCGUUUCAACUGCUUUUAGGGAUGCAUAAAUGUAACAUUGGACUUAGUACUGUAACUGUGGUGAACUUGAUUCAGGUAUGCAAGGCGAUGGGAUGUAUAAGAGUAGGAAAAUGUACUCAUGGACUUACAGUUCAGUUGGGAAUGGGAAAUGAUGUUAAAGUGCUAACGUCAUUGAUCAAUAUGUAUAGUAUGAUGGGUGACAUUGAAACGUCUUCCCUUGUUUUUGAUAGAAUGCCUACUAGAACUCUGGUUUCUUGGAAUGCAAUGAUCUCAGGAUGUGUUCACAAUGACUUGGUUCAUAAAUCACGUGAAUACUUUCAUGAAUUAGUAUGUCAUGGGAUCAGUUUUGAUUCGGGAACUCUCGUUAGCCUCCUUCAAGGUUGCUCACAAGUGGCUGACAUGGCAAGUGGCAAGAUACUUCAUGCUUACAUCUUACGACGAAGUCUAGAGUCAAGUAAUAUUUUAUUUACAGCACUUCUUGAUUUAUAUGCCAAGAGUGGAGAACUCACGAAGGCAAAUUAUGUUUUUACUGCAAUGAAAGACAAAAAUGUUAUUACAUGGACUGCUUUGCUCGUGGGACUAUCUCAAAACGGAAGAGCGGAGGAUGCGUUGAAGCUAUUCUGUCAAAUGCAGGAAGAGAAUGUUGCUGCAAAUUCUGUGACUCUGGUUGGUUUGGUCUACUGUUGUGCCCAUUUGGGGUCCUCACAGAAAGGAAAAAGUGUUCAUGCUAAAUUAGUUCGUUCAGGUUAUUCUUUUGAAAUUGUGAACAUGACAGCUUUGAUUGAUAUGUAUGCCAAAUGUGGCAAAAUAAGUGUAGCCGAAAGGGUGUUCAAUACUGUAGUGGAUCGUGGAGAUGUUAUUUUGUUUAACGCUAUGAUAACAAGUUAUGGUAUUCACGGUUUUGGGCACCAAGCUAUAAGCAUAUAUGACCAAAUGAUGUAUCGGAGAGUCUCUCCAAAUCAAACUACAUUUGUUGCUCUUCUAGCAGCAUGUAGUCACUCUGGGCUCGUGGAAGAGGGUACCUAUUUAUUUGAGAAGAUGAAAAGUGAACAUAAAGUUGAGCCAUCUGAAAAGCAUUAUGCUUGUUUGGUUGAUCUUCUUAGUAGGGCAGGGCGUCUUGAAGAUGCAGAAGAGUGCAUUAAAAAUAUGCCGUCUCAGCCUGGCACUACUGCUGUUCUUGAAGCUUUACUCAAUGGGUGUCGUUACCAUAAGAAUAUUGAUAUAGGCUUGAGAACUGCAGAUAAGUUGCUUCACCUAGACUCCACAAACCCUGGUAUAUAUAUUUUACUAUCAAAUAUAUAUGCUGAGGUAAAGAGAUGGGAUGUAGUAGAUUAUAUUCGCAGCACCAUGAGGACUCACAGAUUAAAGAAGAUUCCAGGGUACAGUUCAGUUGAAAUAAAAAAUCAGGUCCAUACUUUUUUUGCUGGCGAUAAUUCGCAUUUGAACUGGGAAGAAAUUCAUCAGUUCUUAGAAGCUUUAAAAUCAGUGAUAGAAGCUUCUGGGCAUGUACCGGACACUAGCUGUGUUCUUCGUGAUGUUGAUGAAAAGAUGAAAGUGAAGUUAUUGUGGGGUCAUAGUGAGAGAUCAGCUAUUGCAUUGGGACUUCUAAGCACACCACCUGGAAGUGUGAUUCGCAUAACAAAAAAUCUCCGUGUCUGUAAUGACUGCCAUAUGGUUACAAAAUACAUAUCACAAAUAGUACAAAGAGAGAUUGUUGUGAGAGAUGUCAAUCGAUUCCACCACUUUAGGAAUGGGAAGUGCUCUUGUGGUGAUUACUGGUGAUGAGGGUUAACUAGCUAAGAAAUCAAGCUUGGACUAAUUUUAUUAUAGUGGCCUGCUAUCAAAGCUCAAGCUAUGUGGCGAAAAUGGUCUUCCAUUGGCAGCAGCAGGGUCAGUUGACUUUAUACUAACACUGUUAUGAUCAUUAGUUUUGCUAUCUUGUUAUCAUAUGAUAUGCAGUUCUCUUGGAUGUGGUGUCACACUUAAAUAGCAGUGCUCUUUAAGAACAUAUUCCAAUUUGGUUCCAUGAUUUUAGUUAAUUUUCACGGUUGGUGUGACUUUGGAUUAUCUGCCACUUGGGUCUUGUGAUCACUCAUCCGGCAAAAUAUCAAUCAGAAAUUGGUCUGGUAAGUGAUUUGGAGGACAAAAAAUGACAAGAGAUUUGUAGUUGUGCACUAAAAGUGGAAAAUGUGAAAGUCGGGAACCAAAGUGAACUUGAGUAAAUAAUCGUGGGUCCUAAAGUGGAAUAUUUUAUUUUUCUAAUCAUGUGAUUGGUGACUGGGACACUGGGUUUUACAUUAUGGUGCUAUUCGAGUUAAGAGAUGCUUGCACUCGAUUGUAAAUUAUUUUCUUUUGGAUGAAGACUUGGACUACCCUAGAAAGGUGGAGCAAUCAGCGGAAACAAAUUCAAAACCGGAUGCAAGUGCUGUAAUGCUACCCUACUCAAGUUUGUGCAUUCCAAAGUCACAUAGAGUGAUCCCUCCCCUCUUUGCUGCAACUUUUGAUGAGCCAAUUAAACUCUUUACUGAUGAGGUGUUAAAGGAGAGUGGCAGAGUGCCACCUAUAAAAGUAGUCUUGAGGUUACUUAAGUAAAUUUGAGUCCUUUCAAAUGAAAUUUGGUCGCUUUUCAGUCACAGUGUUCAAAGUGAACAAGGAAAUGGCCACUGCUCAGUCCUGAUACAUAGAUUAGCUAAAACUUCAAAUACUGUGAUAGCCCCUAUAUCUGCUCCAAAUGCUUCUAAAAGAAUAAUUUUAAAUUGUACCUUGACCAGAUGUUACAAUUGCAUUAUAGUAUGAGUAACUUUCUAUCUGCAAAAGUCAACAGCAGGAUAAGCAACAUGCAAUCAAAAUUGAUGUGCCCUCCCUUGGAGAAACAUAUAUAUCCUGCUUGGCAAAGCUGUAUCAUUCUAUAGAAAGCUAGCAAACUCAUUAAAAAGAGAUCAUCUCCAAUGGACGGCCAAUUGUUCCUAAUAAAACAUCAUUUUAUCCUAAGGGUCUGGAUUUUAAUCUUGGCAUUCCAUUUGUAACUUUUGCCUUUGGAAAUGAACAAUUUGUCUUCCACAUUGCGCCAUUUGAUACUGAAUUUUCGGUGACGCACAAGGACCCCUUUUUUUCACAUUUAAUGGAACAACUCAGACGGAUUCUGAGGACAAGCAUCAAUAUUUGAUGUAUCAAGAUCAACUUCAUUGCAAGGACAUUGUCUCCAGUCUCCACGAGUGUUGAAAAGCCAAGUUGAUGCCAAACAGGUGGUUGAGUCUAUUCCAUUGUAGGAACCGGAGAAAAGCCUAAAACAACAUGCAAGGAGUUUAUUAUGUCUGUGACGAAAUUAAUUGUGGAGCCCUUGCUUUCUUUUGCUACCAAGGAUGGUUCAACUCUGUUUCUUCAUGCGAGGAGUAGAGAAUGAGUGCACACACAUUAAUAUUAUAGGACUAAAUGUUUCUUUAUGUGAGGAAUUAUAUGUUUGGUCACAAUGAUGAAAUAUGAAAGUAACCCAAUUUUGAAGCCAAAAUCCAAUGACUUGGUCACAACUAGACCUUGUUUGUCUCUCUCGGCAGUUUUUUUUAAUAAGGGUUGUCUGAGCAAUGCAACCAGAAGCUAACUGUAUAGAGCAAGAUGCUGAUGCUGAUGAUGAUGAAAUAUUCAUAAUAACAUAGUUUAGAUAAGACUGGGGCUCCUUUUGGUAGCCUGUUCUGCUUAUUGUGCAAAUCAGCAGAAUAAGUAGCUUUUGACCUUUAUAUUUGGCUGAAAUAGAUGUUACCAAAUGUUUUGAAGAUUAUUGCUGAAAUGCUGUUAAAGUUGCAUUGUCUGGUAGUCAAAAUCGAAAGUUUAAGUCUGUUAUUGCAAAGCCGCUCAAGGAUCACGCCGUUGCCUCUACAGAAAAGAUUGCUGAAAUUCUUCGAAAGGUGAAUGCAGAAAAUGAUUAGGACUUGCCUAUGGUGUUGGCAAAAAUGAAGCUUUAUCUACAGAACCCAUCUACUUAAUCAAUACUUUUCAAACCAUUAAAGACAAAUAUUAUCGAAGCACAUUCUUAAGUUCAAGUAUUGUCACACCUCAAAAAAGAUUAUUCACUGGAGCAUAUACCAAAUGUCGUAAAUACGGGCUGGACAUAAAACUUGACAGCCUCCUAUAGUUCUCCCGGAUUUGAGACACUGUUUUGAUUUCUUUCUUUCUAUUUCCAAUAUUAGUGGUCUGGGGCAUCAGAUUUGAAUGUCUCUCAAAUGUUGCAGUAGAGAACUUUCCAGUGAGCUUGAUUUGACAGUCUAAGCCUUGCUGCUGCAUAUAUAGAUGAAUUCCAUUACUGAAAAUAUGAUAUUACAAUUUGAGGCAGUUGUUAAAAAGUGCCAUUAGAGGUUGGCGUUCUCAGACUGAAUGUAAGCAUUUGAAACUAUUGUAUACAUACAAGAAUUGUGACGCCCUUGAAAAAGACUGCAAAUAGAGUAAGGAACGGUACUGGAUUUGGCUCACAAACGAGCUGUUACUGUUGACAUUAGAUAACAGUAUAGGCUGUAUAGCCGCGAACAGCACAUACAUUCAGUUGCAUUGGAGUUACCUUUGGC
Cuscuta epithymum is the source of this 5349-nucleotide messenger RNA. The record is from the annotation of a GenBank genome assembly. Lineage: Eukaryota; Viridiplantae; Streptophyta; Magnoliopsida; Solanales; Convolvulaceae.